Molecule: messenger RNA, 1246 nt
Organism: Raphanus sativus (radish)
Lineage: Eukaryota; Viridiplantae; Streptophyta; Magnoliopsida; Brassicales; Brassicaceae
Product: glutaminyl-peptide cyclotransferase
Exons: 11
Coding region: 112-1086 (324 amino acids)
Molecular function (GO): glutaminyl-peptide cyclotransferase activity
Source: RefSeq, a predicted model, not a curated record
UAGAGACAGAGCGCUUAAUGGUAUAGAUUUACAAAAACUUAACAAAUCAGGGUGGCGGGUCAUAUGCAUCCAUCUACAGCCGUCAACGACGACGGCUGAGACAAACCUUUGAUGGCCACUCGAUCUUCUUCCUAUAAGAAGAGACUCACUAAGCGAUCAAUAAUGCCUCCUCAUUCCCCUCAAUUCCCAAUUCCCGCCUCGUCUCGCAGAUUCUUCGUCACUCGGAGGAGGAUCUCGAUGAUGAUGAUCCCUCUCGCUCUCUUCUCCGCCGCCCUUUUCCUCUUCUUUAUGCCCUUCAACGGCUCGGGGAGAUCGUCCGAUUCGUUUGAUCUUUCACAUACGAUCCAUGAAAUCGAAGUGGUCGCUGAGUUUCCUCACGAUCCAAAGGCGUUUACUCAGGGACUUCUUUAUGCCGGAGAUGAUACACUCUUCGAAUCUACUGGUCUAUACAGACAGUCCUCAGUCAGGAAAGUGUCUCUUCGGACAGGAAAGGUUGAAGUUAUCGAAAAAAUGGGCGAUAAGUUCUUUGGAGAGGGUUUGACACUCCUUGGAGAUAGCCUCUUUCAAGUUGCUUGGCUGACGACCACGGGUUUCACAUAUGAUCUUCGCAACUUAACCAAAGUAAAGCCAUUUAAACAUCAUAUGAAAGAUGGAUGGGGAUUGGCUACCGAUGGACAAGUAUUGUUUGGAAGUGAUGGCACUUCUACACUAUACCGGAUGGACCCUCUAACAAUGAAAGUUACUGAUGAGCAUGUAGUCAAAUAUAAUGGCCGUGAGGUACGAUACCUUAAUGAACUCGAGUACAUAAACAAUGAAGUUUGGGCAAACGUGUGGCAGUCUGAUUGUAUUGCUAGAAUUUCUCCCAAGGACGGAUCGCUACUUGGAUGGAUACUUCUUCCUGAAUUAAGACAAGGAUUGCUGCGAUCUGGACACGGGGGUAUUGAUGUCUUGAAUGGUAUAGCAUGGGACAGCGACAAGAAACGUCUCUUUGUAACGGGGAAACUGUGGCCGAAGCUGUACCAAAUCAAUCUAAAACCAGCAGCAGCAAAGAGCGAGAGACAAAUCGCACGACAAUGCUUGAUAUGAAAAAAAGAAGAAGAUAUGGAUAAUUGUUAGAAUGUACACUGUUGUAGCUUAAAGUUUAAAAACUUAAGAGACCAGACAUUCUUAACAAUAGCAGAAAAGUGUAGCCGGAAGGGGUCCAUGACCCAAGUUGCAUUUACUAGUUUUGUAUCCUUCUCUAUUU